This is a messenger RNA of Scleropages formosus (Asian bonytongue), 4750 nucleotides long. Its product is annotated as X-linked retinitis pigmentosa GTPase regulator-like. The record is from RefSeq and is a predicted model, not a curated record. Bases 254 to 4699 code for a protein of 1481 amino acids. NCBI's taxonomy places the organism in Eukaryota, Metazoa, Chordata, Actinopteri, Osteoglossiformes, Osteoglossidae. The transcript has 13 exons. Gene Ontology annotation, cellular component: cytoplasm.
UCCUGCAGCACUUUAGUAUUAUAGGCGUGUGUAUGAUAAAACAGGCGCGCGGUGUUUUGUAAACAGCCCGUCAGCUGUAGUAGCACGUGACUUUUCACUACUACUGCGCCGUCGCCUCAGAGUAAAUAGUACAUCUACGUAACUUGCAUUCGCGCUUUCUUCUGGGCUCUGUCCUAAUCUUCCUCGGUGGAAAGUAAAAUCCCGGUUUUUAGCAAAAUUUGCUUGAUAAAUCACAGCUGAAUAUCCAUCAUGCAUGCGAGAAUAUGUUAAAAGAUGCUGUGUAAUUGUUCUCUGCAUCCAUUCCCUCUCAACAGAAUCCGGAGCCGUUUUCACGUUUGGAAAGAGCAAGUUUUCCGACAAUGUCCCCACCAAAUUUUGGUUCAAACAUGACAAACCUCUAGGGAUAUGCUGUGGAGAUGAACAUACGGCCCUGAUUACAGACAGUGGAAAGCUGUUUAUGUUUGGCAGUAAUAACUGGGGACAGCUGGGCCUGGGGACAAAGUGCACUGUGAACAAGCCAACUUGUGUGAAAGCUUUGAAGCCUGAAAAAGUGAAACUUGCCACUUGUGGACAAAAUCACACGCUUGUAUACACAACACAGGGGAACCUCUAUGCUGCUGGGGGAAAUAGCGAAGGCCAGCUGGGUCUGGGGGAUUGCAGGGAGAGAGUGUCCUUUCACCUUGUUCACUUCUUCAGAGGAAAAGGCCAGAUCAAAAUGCUGGCAGCCGGUUCCAACACAUCUGCAGCCCUCACUGAAGAUGGCAGGCUUUUCAUGUGGGGGAGCAAUAAAGAGGGGCAGAUUGGCCUUGGCAGUGACAGUCACUCUCUGGAACCCCGCGAGGUGGCAGUUGGGAGGCCGGUGUCUUGGGUGUCCUGCGGGUACUACCACUCAGCCUUUGUAACUGAUGAUGGGGACCUUUACACAUUUGGCGAGUGUGACGGUGGCAAGCUGGGUUUGCCUCCUGAGCAGUGGGAUAACCACAGGACCCCUCAGCUGGUGCUCGGUAUUCCUGACAGGGUCACCCAGGUAGCUUGUGGCGGAGGGCACACAGUGGCCCUCACAGCGGAUGAUGUGUACACUUUCGGAAUGGGCCAGUUUGGGCAGCUGGGCCAUGGGACAUUCAUCUUUGAGGCUCAACUUCCUAAGCUUGUAGAUCACUUUCAAAAGGGACGAGUGAGUCAAGUGAUGUGUGGAGAAAACCAUACUGCUGUCAUUACAGACAGUGGCCUGCUCUACACAUUUGGAGAUGGACGACAUGGGAAGCUUGGUCUAGGAGUGGAGAACUUCACCAAUCAGUUCAAACCAACACUCUGUCCUCGCUUCCUGAAGUACUAUGUAAUGUCUGUUACCUGUGGAGGUUGCCACAUGCUGGUGUUGGCCCGACCCCGGUCAGAGGACUCUGGGGAGGUGUCACUGGAAGAGGAUGACGUUACAGAGGACUACCUGGAGAAGUCUUGCAGUGAUCUUCUAAGGGGACGUUCUACCUACCACCUUCUCCACAGGAGCCUAUCUGCCCGGGUCAGACGUAGAGAGAGGGAGCAAUCUCCAGAACAAUAUGGGCUGAUGGUCCGAACUCUGCCACAUGGGAUAUCUGGUUGCUUUAACAUGUCCCUCCCCCUGGCCAGCUACACCUUUCCUCCAAGGCCACCCGCUAAGGAAGCAUCUGAUAGGGAGAGGCAGAGUGGCUUACACAACCUGAGGAAGAAAGCCUCUCCUAAAUCUGAAAAUGAGUCACAACAGGACCCAGAAAAUGUAGAAGAUGAUGAGAGCAUGAAAGAUCUAGGAGGCACCACUGAUCGAGUGAAAUUACCUCCAUUAUGUCCAUACUCACGCAAUGAAGAUGAACGUUGCAGACAAGACCCUGACGUUAUCUCUAGGUCAGAAAAAGAAGCCUUGAGCUCAGCGCUCUGCCUGCUCAGCAUGUUCACUCAUUUCUCUAAUGCUUUCCCUCUUUUUGUCCUCUGCUUUCCUAUGGUGGGAUGGAAGAAUGUUAGGGUUGUGAACAAGCAUGAUAAAGCAGAGGAGAGAUACGUCAGGCCCCCUGGGCGCAGGCGGGCGCGCCCAGACAAGAGGGCCGAUGAUACCAUUCGACAGCCCCUGCCCACAGAGCUACCUCAAGGCUCCAAACCCAAAUCCUCACCACAUGAGGCACAGCAUAGAAUGAGCUCUGAACACAGCACGUUCUGGAAGGGUGGCAGCAGCCAAGAGAAUAUCACCACUACCGUCAAACACUCGCAGCCUCUUAGAAAGGCAGGUACCAGAGACAUAAAUAUAAAUACCCAGACCACGAACUCUGAAGACACUAGUAUGGUGCUGUCUAAACCAGUUAAGCCAAAAGAGGUGGAAAACAAACAGAUGAAAGAGCAGAGAACCUAUACAGACAGAGGAAAGCAACCAGCAGAACAAAGCAAUGCUCCUGAUGUUAAGAGCAUAUCUGUGAAGUUAAAAAGUAAACCCACAGUCCAAAGCAAACUUAUAGAAGUCAAAAGCAAAAGUGAAAAAGCUAAAAGUAAAGAUCUGAAUGUGAACCAAACUGUUGCCAAAAUUAAAAACAAACCUAAGGAGGUGAAGAGCAAACCAGCAGGGAUUAAAAACAUCUGCACAAAAGAAAAUGCAUUAAAAGGACUAAAGGAAAAACUAAUUGAGGUGGAAAGUAAGGAGUCUAAAAGUGCUGGGGUGAAAAAUGUACCUAUAAAAGUUAAAAGCAAAGUUACAGAGGUGCAAAAUGAACCUACACAGGUUUUUCAUGAACUAAAAAGAAAGCUGACUGCUAAUACUGAAGGUGAAAAUGACAAAAGGCAUUCAUUAAUUUCCCCUAUACCAAAGAGAAAAUCCCCCAACCGUGUCAAGUUAACACUGGAGACGUCUGGAAAUGUUUCUGAGGUUAGGCCACUGGCGGAAAGGGAGGCAAAAGGUGAUGAGAAAAGAACCACAAAAUUUAAGAUGAAAGAACCAAUUGUUGUCUCUGAAGCUGUACCAGUAGGAACAAAGACAGUAAGAGGACCAGGGCAAGAUAUAUCCAGGGGAGCUGUCUCCUUUCUCCCAGAUGCUGGAAUUGAGAGUCCAGUGCAUUUGCUGACUGAAAUGUCGACUACACUAAUGCAAUCAAGAAUGGAGACUGAAAAAGUUCAAAUUUCCACUCAGAAACUUAGUAGGCCUGAUCGUCUCACAAAACAAAGGGCCUUUGAAGACUCCUUCCAGAGCCAGUCACUGGAGUCAGUCAUCUCCAAGUCUGGGAAGAGGACAGCUGUCAGUAUAAAUAUUUUUCCUGAAGCAAGGUGUUCUGAACAUGAGGAAGAGGAAAGUGGGUCAGAACAAGACCACAGCAGGACAGAAGAUUCUCCUGAGACUGAUGGAUCAGAACAGUCUGAAACCAGGGAGUAUGGUGUGCUGUCACUCAAAGGUCCAUCAACUGAGGAGGAGAACAGCAAGAGUGAAAGAGGUGAACAGAAAGAAGGUGCAGAUGAUGAAGAUGAGUAUGAAACUGAGACCAAGAGCAGCAAUGGGGAAGAUUUAGGAGAUGAUCAGAAGGAAGCGGGAGCCAGUGGGGUAGCAAUGAGUACCAGUGACCAAGAGGACAGCAAGGAGAUAACAGAUAGAGAGGAAAGUAAUGAAGAGUGUAGUGUUACAGAAGGACAAGAGGAACAAGACAGUGAGAGUCAGGCAGAAGGAAUAGUAGAGGACAGUGAAAGGAAAGGGAACAGCGAGGAGAGUGAGGAUGAUGAGGGAGAAGAUGAAGAAGAAAGUGAAGCAAUUGAAGCUGAAGAGCAGGAGAGUGGAGAGGAAUCACAGAGUGAGACUGAGAAGAAGGAAGAUGAGUCAGAAGAGGUGUCUGAAGAUGAAGAGGAAGAGGUGGCUGAAAGUGAAAAUGAAGGAGAAGAAAAGGAAGAUGAAAGCGGUGUUGAAGAGGGAGAAGAAGAUGAAGAACAAGACAGUGUUGCUGAAGAGGAGGAGAGAGAUGAACGAGAUGAGGAACAAGAAGGUGGGUUUGAAGAUGAGGAAGCAGCUGAGGAGGAAAGUGAUGUUGGUCAAGAAGCAGGAGGUGAAGAAGAUGACAAAGAAGAGAGUGGUGUUGAAGAAGAUGGAGGUGAAGAAGAUGAUAAAGAGGAAAGUGGUGCUGACGAGGAGGAGGUAGAGGAAGAAGAUGAAGAAAGUGCAGAGGAGCACAAAGGGGAAGAUGAAAAAGAUGAAGAAUUAGGAGAGGGUGGAGAGGAGCGAGAAAGUGAUGAAGAACAGGAGGAAGAGGAUAUCAAUGAAGCAGAGGGAGAAGGUGAAGAAGAACAGGAAGAAGAGGAUGACACUGUGGGGGAGGAAGAGGGGGAGGAAGAACAGGAAGAAGAAGAAGAAAGAGAGGAUGGUAGUGAAGUGCUAGAAGAAGAAGAGGAAGUGAAAGGGAAGGAGGAGGAGGAGGAGGAGGAGGAAGAAGAAGGUAAUCAGAAUGAGACCAGCAAAGAAGGAGAAAAAGAAGAAGAAGAAGAAGAAGAAGAAGAAGAAGAAGAACACAAGGCAAAGUCAAUAAUGAAGAAAAACCAAAGAAAACAGGCUCAGAAAUCCAAAGCAGCAGUCCCAAGCAAAAAAAGUGAGACAAAGAGGAGCAGGUCUCAUGCCAAAGGAGGACUGGGCAGUAGUGACAGCGGAUCUCAGGAAUCCCAGCAGUUCUGGAACAAUAUUCUGCCACAGUACCUCAAUCUGAAAUGACCUGGUUCCAUUGCAGCCUGUAGUGCAUCUGCAGAGUUCACAAUACAUUUU